Molecule: messenger RNA, 3256 nt
Organism: Asparagus officinalis (garden asparagus)
Lineage: Eukaryota; Viridiplantae; Streptophyta; Magnoliopsida; Asparagales; Asparagaceae
Product: poly [ADP-ribose] polymerase 1
Exons: 20
Coding region: 1-2961 (986 amino acids)
Cellular component (GO): nucleus
Molecular function (GO): NAD+ poly-ADP-ribosyltransferase activity; zinc ion binding; DNA binding
Source: RefSeq, a predicted model, not a curated record
AUGGCGACGCCGCCGAAACCCUGGAGGGCCGAGUACGCGAAAUCGGGGCGGUCUUCAUGCAAAACCUGCAAGUCUGUCAUCGACAAGGACCAGCUGCGCCUCGGCAAGAUGGUCACCGCCAAGCAAUUCGACGGUUUCAUGCCGAUGUGGAAUCAUGCUAGUUGUGUCCUCAAGAAGGCAAAGCAGAUUAAAUCCUUUGAUGAUGUUGAAGGCAUAGACUUGUUACGUUGGGAGGAUCAACAAAAAAUACGGAAGUAUGUCGAAGAUGGUUCUAUGCAAACUACUUCUACUGGAACUGCUAUUGCUGACAGUGAAUGUGCUAUAGAAGUUUCUCAAACUUCUCGUGCUACUUGUAAGCGCUGCAACGAGAAGAUCAUCAAAGGAACGGUUCGCAUCUCAACCAAGCCAGAGGGUCAGGGUGCUAGGGGUGUAGCCUGGCACCAUGUCCACUGCUUCAUACAGAUGUCUCCAUCAGUUAAUGUAGAGAAAGUUUCAGGUUGGGACAAUCUUCCAUCUGAAGAAAAAGCAGCUGUUUCUUCUUGUGUUAAAAAGGAUUCUUCUACCACUAAAAGAGAGGAUACAGGAAAGGAAGAAAAAGCUGCAGCUUCUGAACAGACUAAAGGCGCUAAACGUAAAACAGAUGGGAAUGAUGAACAGAAAACUAAAGUUUCAAAAUCAAAUGAAGAUGUAUUAGCUGGUGGGUCUUCAAGUAGUGGCAAGGCUGUUGAUUUAGAAAGUAAGCUGAAAGAACAAACUAAUGCGCUAUGGGAAAUAAAAGAUGGGCUUAAAAAGAAUGUAACUACUGCAAUGUUACGACAAAUGCUUGAAGCUAACGAUCAAGAUUCAGGAGGAUCAGAUAAUGAUCUACGAGAGCGAUGUGCUGAUGGUAUGCUCUUUGGAGCACUGGGGAAGUGCCCUAUCUGUUCGGGCUCUCUGCGUUACUCUGAUGGGCAGUAUUAUUGUAAUGGUUAUGUGUCUGCAUGGAGCAAGUGUUCGUACUCAACUGCUGAGCCUGUGCGACUCAAGAAAAAAUGGAUAAUCCCUGAAGGGACAGAAAAUGAGUAUCUUCUAAAGUGGUCAAAGUCUCAAAAAGCGAAAAAGCCUGAUCGAGUCCUUCCUCCAGUAUCUAGUAAAUCUUUGGUUCGUCAGAUAUCCCCAGUCAAGUCACAAACAUAUUAUAGUGAAAGAUUGGAUGACCUGAAAAUUGCUAUUUCUGGUGACAUGAGCCAACAGGAGGAUUGGAAGAGGAAGCUUGUGGAGGCUGGGGGAAGGGUCCACUCCAAGAUCACUAAAGAUACUAGUUGUCUGGUUUUAUGCGAAGGGGCAGCUAAUUCAGAUUCAGAAAUAAGAAAAGCAAGGAGGAUGAAAAUUCCAAUUGUGAGGGAUGAAUACCUGGGCGAGUGUAUAAAGAAACGCAAGAAGCUUCCAUUCGAUCUAUAUAAAGUUGAAGCAGCUAAUGAGACUUUAAAAAAUGAUACAGUAACUGUGAAGGUGAAAGGUCGGAGUGCAGUUCAUGAGGCCUCUGGUUUGCAAGACACAGGCCACAUUCUUGAGGAUGGGAAUAGCAUUUAUAAUACAACAUUAAAUAUGUCUGACCUUGUAACUGGUGUCAACAGUUACUAUAUUCUACAGAUCAUCCAAGAGGAUAAAGGGUCAGAUUGUUAUGUUUUCCGUAAGUGGGGACGUGUUGGAAGUGAUAAAAUUGGAGGGUUCAAAUUGGACGCGAUGUCAAAAUAUGAUGCAAUUGAAGAAUUUAAACGGUUAUUUCGUGAAAAGACAGGGAAUCCUUGGGAAGCUUGGGAAAAGAAGCACAACUUCCAGAAGCAUCCAGGCAAAUUCUUUCCGCUGGAUAUUGACUAUGGUGUUCCACGAGUACCGAGAAAGAAAGAUCCUUCAAAAAUGAAGAGCCUACUUGCUCCUCAGUUAACAGAGCUAAUGAAGAUGCUUUUUAAUGUUGAGACUUACAGGGCUGCAAUGCUGGAAUUUGAAAUUAAUAUGUCAGAGAUGCCACUUGGGAAGCUAAGCAAGAUGAACAUCCAGAAGGGAUUUGAAGUGUUAACGGAGAUACAAAAUAUAUUAAAUGAUACUGCUAAGAGUGAUCCUGCUGUUAGAGAGAGCUUAAUUGUUGAUGCUAGCAAUCGAUUUUUCACUCUUAUCCCUUCAAUUCAUCCUCAUGUCAUAAGAGAUGAAGAUGAUUUCAACAAGAAGGUGAAAAUGCUAGAAGCUCUUCAAGAUAUUGAAAUUGCUUCUAGACUGGUGAAUUUUGAUAGUGAAGAUGAUGAAUCUCUUGAUGAGAAGUACAAGAAGCUUCACUGUAACAUUGCUCCACUUCCUCAUGGUAGUGAAGAUUAUCGACUGAUUGAGAAGUAUCUUCUUAAUACUCACGCUCCGACCCAUAAGGAAUGGAGCCUUGAACUUGAAGAAGUUUUCUCUCUUGAGAGAGAAGGAGAAUUUGAUAAGUAUGCGCCACAUCGCGAUAAACUCAAGAAUAAGAUGCUGCUAUGGCAUGGUUCUCGUUUGACAAACUUUGUGGGUAUUCUUAGCCAAGGUCUAAGAAUAGCACCUCCUGAAGCUCCAGCAACAGGGUACAUGUUUGGCAAAGGAAUUUAUUUUGCUGACCUGGUUAGCAAAAGUGCACAGUACUGCUUUGUCGACAGAAAUGAUCCAGUUGGUCUCAUGCUUCUUAGUGAGGUUGCUUUGGGAGAGAUUCAUGAGCUCAAGAAAGCAACCUAUAUGGAUAAGCCACCAAGGGGUAAGCAUUCAACCAAGGGACUCGGAAAGACUGUACCUCUGGAAUCGGAGUUUGAGAAGUGGAGAGACGUGAUUGUGCCUUGUGGGAAGCCUGUGCCUUCAAAUAUUAGAGGGUCUGAGCUAUUAUAUAAUGAGUACAUUGUUUAUAAUACAGCUCAGGUUAAGAUGCAGUUUCUGUUGAAGGUGAGAUUUCACCAUAAGCGGCAGUGAUGAUGAUGGGUUAGGUGCUUAACUUUUGUCUUUUGGAUAAUUUUUUGGGGAUCACGUUUGCGGGAGAGCAAACUUUGUUCAUGUUGGCGCUCCAUUUGAUACUAACAGAACGCAUCAAAAAUUUCAAUCAAAUUGUUAUGGCUUAUGUAGUAAACUUUUCUUGUAUAUAUGGCUAGUAAAAUAGUAGUUAGUUUCUGCAAUGUCAGUCUAUUUCUGAAAUAUCAGUAAAAUAUGAGCUGGUGCUAUUGCUUUUGUUAUUAUUAGGACUGGUAAUAAAAUUCUCUUACACAUUAAA